This is a messenger RNA of Spodoptera frugiperda (fall armyworm), 1479 nucleotides long. RefSeq lists its product as uncharacterized. Lineage: Eukaryota; Metazoa; Arthropoda; Insecta; Lepidoptera; Noctuidae. Bases 1 to 1479 code for a protein of 492 amino acids. The record is from RefSeq and is a predicted model, not a curated record. The transcript has a single exon. Gene Ontology annotation, molecular function: nucleic acid binding. Gene Ontology annotation, biological process: DNA integration.
AUGUUCCUAUAUGGAAAAGAAUUUGAUUUAGUUACGGACCACAAACCACUAGAGGCAAUAUUUGGCCCCAAAUCCAAGCCGUGCGCCCGCAUUGAGAGAUGGGUUUUGCGACUUCAGUCUUAUAAAUUCAACAUCAAAUAUAGCCCUGGCAAGAAUAACAUAGCAGACCCGCUAUCGAGGCUCUGCAAGCUCUCUACAAACCCACCACAAGUUGGAGUAGAUUACGUGCAAAACGUGAUAGAACAAGUAAGACCGACAGCUAUACCAUUGCAAGAUAUUAUGGCACAUUCUCGCCAAGAUGCGGAGAUACAAGCAGUCAAAAAUGGCCUUUACAACAAUCAGUGGAGUGAUCUCACCAAAGGCUAUAAACUAUUCCAAGAUGAGUUGUGUUUUCAUGAAGACAUCUUGCUAAGGGGGACUAAGAUCGUAAUGCCACAAAAACUUCGGGAUCCGAUAUUGCGUAUUGCACAUGAAGGCCACCCAGGCAUAUGUGCCAUGAAAACCAGACUGAGGACUAAAGUCUGGUGGCCAAAAUGCGAUAAAGAUGCCGAGAACUUUUGCAAGUCGUGCAAAGGUUGUGUUUUGGUCUCGACUCCCAAUCCUCCCAACCCCAUAAAAAGAAGAGAGCUACCUUCGGAACCAUGGGUGGACACCGCAGUGGACCUGAUGGGUCCAUUGCCUAGUAACGAUUACAUCUUCGUGAUCGUGGACUAUUACUCUCGAUACAAGGAAGUGAAGGUUUGCCGGACAAUUACGAGCUCGGAAAUCAUCAACCAACUGAAAGACAUUUUCAGUAGAUUGGGUAAUCCAGUGUCGAUUACGGCUGACAACGGCCGUCAAUUUACCAGUGAGGAUUUCAAAUUAUUUUGUUCUGAAAGAAAUAUUAAGCUUCAUAACACCAUACCCUACUGGCCCCAACAAAAUGGCGAAGUGGAGAGACAAAAUAGGGACAUCUUAAAACGCCUAAAAAUCGCUCAGGCCGAGAAGAAAAAUUGGAAGGAGUCUCUCCGGGAGUAUAUGGUAAUGUACAACAGCACUCCCCACUCGGUAACCGGUAAAACUCCUUCGGAGUUAUUCUUUAGGCGACAAUUCAGAGACAAAUUACCGAUGAUACAAGAUAUGACGUAUAGCUCGGAAGAUUUGGAGAUGAAGGAUAUAGACAAAGAAUUAAAGGAGAAAGGGAAGGAGUACGCAGAUAGGAAAAGGCGAGCAGCGGAUAGCGAAUUGAACAUAGGGGAGAAAGUCUACGUGAAGAAUAUGCAUAAAAACAACAAAUUGAGCCUCAAUUACGAGCCAACAUCACAUACCGUUGAGUCCAACAAAAAUGGAGAUGUAGAAUUGCGCAAUGAUAACACAGGCCAAGUGGUUAGACGAAACAUUCUGCACCUAAAACGAGUAGAAGGACUGUGGAAGGUAGCUAACGAGACUGAAGAUAUAGAUGGAGACGAUUCAAGCAGGAAUGAAACAGAUUCUGAUUAA